AGGGUUAUUGGGUGAACGACAAUGUCCCGCGGCUCGGUCCGGCACUCCCGGCUUUUGUUCGCGCGGCGGCGGACGCACGGUCCGUGUCCUCCACCGGUUCACCUCCUCUAGCUCCCCGCGCCUCCUCCUCGCUGCCUCGCGCCGGUCAGCCAGCCGGUGCGGACGGGAUAAUAUGACUUCCUGGCUCCUCGCUUACGGCAGCGUCCCCCUGUGUCUCCUGCUCGGCUGUCUGACGGUCACGGUCUGCGCUGAAGCCUCCGGCUCCGGUGAGAGUGUGUGCAAGUCGCCCGCGGUCUCUUCUUGUGCAGAUUGUCUCAGACGUGGUCCACAGUGCGCCUGGUGUUUCAAAGAGGACUUUCUCCAUGGGGCAGGCCUGAGCCGGCGCUGCGGCCUGCCAGUCAACCUGCAGAAGCAGGGCUGUGGCCCGGAGUUCAUGGAGCACCCCGACGUCAAGGUGGAAGUCAACGCCACCAUCAGCAGCACACAAGUAUCUCCACAAGACAUCAGCGUAACCCUGAGGCCAGGUUCAGAGGCCAGUUUCAUCGUGGCUGUGAAGCAGCUGGAGCAUUAUCCUGUGGAUCUUUACUACCUGGUGGACGUAUCGGCCUCCAUGCAGGAAAACUUGGAUCAUCUGAAGACAGUGGGCGUAGCUCUGUCCCUUCGCAUGACGGAGCACUCGUCUGACCUGUGGUUGGGUUUCGGCUCCUUUGUGGACAAACCCGUCUCACCUUACAUCAGCCAUCCUUCUAAGAUCAAUAACCCUUGCAGCGAUUAUGAGAUCCGCUGCCGCCCGGCGCACGGCUUCCACCACGUCCUCAGCAUGACCGGAAACAUGAGCGAGUUCACGCGGGUCAUCAAACGCCAGCGGAUCUCUGGAAACAUGGACACACCUUAGGGAGGACUGGACGCUAUGCUGCAGGCAGCCGUCUGCCAGGUGGGUGUGAGCAAUCGUUGGCGGCCAGAAGCAAAGCGUCUGCUCCUCCUGAUGACCGACCAGCCCUCCCACCUCGCCCUGGACAGCCGACUGGCCGGGAUUGUGGUGCCACACGACGGCCUGUGUCACCUGGAGAACAACGUCUACACCGGGAGUACCACCAUGGACCAUCCAAGUUUGGGUCAAUUAUCUGACAAACUGCUUGAAAACUACAUCUACUCCAUCUUUGCAGUGGAGAAGCAGCAGUACCAGUGGUACAAGGAUUUGGUGCACUUGCUCCCGGGCUCUUUCCUGGGAAAGUUAGGGCUCUUCCAGGCUCCUAACCUCAUAGAACUGGUGGUGGACGCAUACAAGAGGUUGCUGUCGGAGGUUGCAGUGUCGGUGUCGGUGGAGGACAAAGCCCUCAGCAGGUACUGGGUGUCCGUGUCUCCUCUGUGUCCCGACGGAUCCACUGCGAAGGACCAGAGCUGCUCCGGGGUGCAGCCGGAUCAGACGGUCUACUUCAACAUCACGAUCGGCCUGCGAUCCUGUCCUUACGAUGGUGAAGAUGAAGACGUAACAGUGAUGGUGCGGCCCAUAGGUUACAAUGAGUCCAGCGUCAGGAUCCGCUCAAAAUGCCGCUGCAGUUGCGGAUCGACCGGACGCUGUCGUGAUGACAAUCAGUCACCGUGCACGGGGAGCGGCCUGAUGAGAGACUCCAGCACAGAUGCAAACCGGGGCUGCAGAGCAGAUGGCGCCGAUGUGGACUGCAGCGGCCGAGGAGUGUGUGAAUGCGGGAGAUGUGUGGAUCACAGCAGACUCGGGACGGUUUACGUGAAAUACUGUGAGAGGGACGACUUCUCCUGUCCCUACAAAGAAGGGCUGCUGUGUGGAGGUCGAGGUGUGUGUGUGUCGGGCGAGUGUGUGUGCGAGGACGGGUGGACAGGCGAUAGCUGUGGCUGUCCCGUCUCCACAGAAACCUGCCAAUCACCAGACGGCCUGCUCUGCGGUGGGAGGGGCAGGUGUGUGUGUGGGAAGUGUGUGUGUGACGACCCCCAGCACUCUGGAGACUUCUGUGAAAGAUGUCCUUGCCAAAGCUCCUGUCAAUCAUACUGGAAGUGUGUGGAGUGCCACCUCUCUCAUGGUCUCACACAGAAAGAGGGGGGACACUGCAACAACACCUGUGCGCCUCUGGUCGGCUACAAGGACGAUGUCUCAGGUACAGCGACUGCUGUCAAUGUGAUUCAGUGCAUGUACAUCAGUAAUGACAGCUGCCGCUACAGGUUUCAAACCAGCUCACAGUCGGGUCAGACCCAGCUUCACAUCAGCACAAGACCAGAGUGUGUCAGCAGCAGUCGGCUCGUAGGAACCUUCCUGAGUGUGUGUGCGCUGACUGUGCUGUGUGGGCUGGUCGUGGUGGCCAUGUCCCGCCUGCUGAUGCAGAAGAGGAAGAGCUGGUCACCAGGGGGCGCUGCUGAAGACCCGGACUACCACUGCACUGGAAAGGAUCUGUCAUACAUUCCUACAACCAAUGAGAAGACCGUCACCUACAGGAGGGACCGUCUGCCGGACCGCCCCGUGGAAAUGCACAUCCAGGUUCCCAAGAUGCCCUUCGGUGACCACUGGCAGUGCUAGGCAAAGGUGAAAGGUCAAGGUUUGCGAAGGAAAGAG
This is a messenger RNA of Salarias fasciatus (jewelled blenny), 2584 nucleotides long. RefSeq names its product integrin beta-8-like. The record is from RefSeq and is a predicted model, not a curated record. Gene Ontology annotation, molecular function: integrin binding. Gene Ontology annotation, cellular component: focal adhesion; cell surface; integrin complex. Lineage: Eukaryota; Metazoa; Chordata; Actinopteri; Blenniiformes; Blenniidae. Gene Ontology annotation, biological process: cell-cell adhesion; cell migration; cell adhesion mediated by integrin.